Molecule: messenger RNA, 1065 nt
Organism: Prorocentrum cordatum
Lineage: Eukaryota; Dinophyceae; Prorocentrales; Prorocentraceae
Source: the annotation of a GenBank genome assembly
CCCCGCCCCGCCGCCGCCGCUCACCCCCCCCGCGCGCGCGGGGGGCGGCGCGGCGCGGCCUCUCGGGGGCCGCAUGCGGCGCGGCCUGCGUCGGCGGGCUCAGGGCCCCCGGGUGCGGCGCCGCUGGCGUCGACGCUGCGGCGCUGGGGCUGGCGCUGGCGCUGUGCCUCUCGCUCGCGAAGGAGGUCGGCUUCGCAGGCCCCGCAGGAGCGACCGCGGCGCCGGCGCGGAAGAGGGCCGCCCUUUCCGCCGAGCCCGGAGGCGUCAUUGGGGAUGAGGCGCGGCUGCCGGAGAAACUGCUCGCGGGGGUGCUGGCGGACCCCCGCAACUUCCAGCAGAGGCCGCCAACGCGUAGCCGUUCUUCGUGCACAACAUGCCAGUCCUGUAGAAAAGGAUGCGGUUUCUUGCCCAUGGCAAGAGCAGUUUGCUCGCUAACCUCCAAGUUUCCUGUUGUGGUGUCGUCGCGUGAUAUGGCAUGUCUAGUUUAGUUCAUAGCAUUCAAUUAUUCAGUUUGCUGGCAAGUUUGUUUUGGUGAACGCUGUUGUGCUACGUCGAGAGCUUGAAUGUGGAUUCAUUUAUUCUGGGUAUUUGAUUGCAUUUUAUUUCCAGCUUGAGCUGAUGAUCGUCUCCACAGCGAGCUACGGCCGUCAUUUGUGAGCUGGGACGUGAUUUCCGUCCGUACUUGUGCACAGGCAUUAGUUCCAGUCUCCAUCUCAGCAUCAUCUCACGCGGUUUGAGCCACCCUCCCCACCCCCCUCUCACCGGCAGGAGUCCAUGUCGGCAGGAGGCAAACGUUUGGUUGUCGACACCUCCGCGGGCUACCUCUACAUAGUCCCAGACAUACGGACACAUAGCAAACAUUGUGCCCUCAUUUGUGUACGUCGGUCCGCCACGAGUGCUGAAAACUGGUCCCAAGGAAGGGGCCAAGAGCCCCGGGAGCCCACGCUACGAAGAAAUUGCGACGCUGGAGGGGAGGGGACAUCAAAGUUCAUUGGGCGCGACCGACAAUAGAGCCACCGCACCCAGAGGCCUGCGCAGGGCCAAUAAGGAUGACAGCUUGUAACA